Molecule: messenger RNA, 432 nt
Organism: Protopolystoma xenopodis
Lineage: Eukaryota; Metazoa; Platyhelminthes; Monogenea; Polystomatidea; Polystomatidae
Source: the annotation of a GenBank genome assembly
AUGGACGCCUAUCUACAAGCCCAGGCGAUGUUGCAGGCGGCUCUUCCAUCCGACUAUGGCUGUCUUAAUCAGGUUCCUCAACCGUCUGGCUAUGGCACAAGUGUCGGUAAUACUACUGCUCUAGCUGUAUACAACCUUCCUCACACCACUGACGAAGCUUAUAUUCUUGGCCUUUUCCCUCUAGCUACAAAGGUGAAUAUCGUUUUGAGCCAGUCGGAGCCUAGGCGGCCCCGGGGUACAAUGACUGACACAAUCUUUUUAUUUUGCUUUUCUAUCGCUCUGGCCGGCGCAGGUCUGUUUGUAAACCACAGUUUUGACGAGCCGGGUUCUUGUCUGUCUAACUGUGCAUUCGCCAUGCAGCGUUUCUUCAAGUGUCCUUUUGCAGAAAGAAGAUUCGUCACGUCGAAUGCCAUCGGCGAUUUCGAGGCCUAG